Monopterus albus (swamp eel) is the source of this 3082-nucleotide messenger RNA. RefSeq lists its product as uncharacterized. Bases 777 to 2504 code for a protein of 575 amino acids. Lineage: Eukaryota; Metazoa; Chordata; Actinopteri; Synbranchiformes; Synbranchidae. The transcript has 6 exons. The record is from RefSeq and is a predicted model, not a curated record.
UGCCAAACAUGCCAGGUAUUCAUUUGGCAACUUCUCUAUCAUUAACUACCCUCAAUAAAGAUAUUAUUGACUAUGACACGUUAUUACUCACUUUGUCACCUACACCCAUUUGGCACCCCUUGGAAAAAAUUAUUUACAGCUGAGCAUGAUCACAAGACAAAAUCUGCCCAAGCAUCCUAAAGCAGAGUAGCAACAGAGAAGCCUAUUGGCCGAGUCUUGCAGCAACUGAAAUAGCCAUGUAAACACUCUCCCUUUCUCUCUGUGCCCCAGUAAUUAUAGCUGGGUUUCUGGUGAUGACAGUUGCCCCAUGGAGACUUCAAAUGCUGGAAUAAUUUUGACAUUAUGAUAUUUGAUCUCAGCUCCAAUAGCGCACCCACGUAAACACUAAGGAGCAGUAUAAAGGCUGGGUACCCCAACUGGAACACAAGUUGUUUACUCUAAAGCCCAGUACUCCAGGCUUAUCCUCAGCAGCAGAAGCGUGACUAGGAAAAGGGAGCCCUUUAAAUCCAGUCCACGGGGGUUUACGUAACAGAGGAAACAAGAGGGCAAGCACCGGAGAGAGCGAUACUUAACAGUUGGUUGACAAGGGGAGUAAAACUGUUGGAGUCUGAGGCGCACACUACGCACAGGGACCAGCUCAGGCUAAUGAUUUAUACUGGAGGGCAGAGGAAACUUUAAUGUAAAGCAAGUGUUUCUAUAAUCUUUCCAUACCUUACUGGCAACCCUACAAGUGACCUCUGACAGAAGAGAAAGAGAAAAGGGCCUCUGGCUAUUGAAUGGCCUGCGUCAUGGCAGCCAUUGAUCUAGAGCGUGGGCUGGAACACAGUGGCCGUGGCUGGGGACAAGAGAGGCUAGAGCUGAUGGACAACUUUGACCUGGAGAUGCAAGAGUGGGAGGACCAGUUGCAGAACAUCCAGAGGAAAAUCGAAGAGUUGUACAAGGACGUUCAAGCCCGCAGAGGAGCGAACGAUAUCACUACUGACAACCAGAAAAAUGGCAGCCAAAUGGAAUGUGGUCUUCCACACAAUGGCAAUGGUUUUUUUGCUCCUAGCCAUCACAACAAGAUUCAUUCUGGAGCUAUAUCAGUGCCACAUUGCUACAGCCAUGGCUGUAACUAUAAACCCAAUGGGUACAGCUGCCCUGUGAGUUAUCAGAACGGUCACAGUUACUGCCAUGCCAACGGCGUUUCUGAGAUUGGAGAAUUAUUGCAGGAUUAUUUGGAGCAUGGGAAACAAGUCAGCCGGAAGAACAAUAGAGCUCGCCACGUGCACUUCAGUGACACAAUCAAGGUGAGCCAGGACAUCCCUGCAUACCAGGAUGAUAUAAGAAGCAAAUCUGGGAAUGAACGGCUUGGUCAAGAGCAGGUUCUGGGCUGUUUUGAGGAGACUGAAAACAGGAAGAACCGAGUGUCUCACAUGAAGAGCUCCCCCUGCAGAGAGAGUUGCCCCACCAACACAGAAAACACAGAUGCCAAGCCUCCUCUUGGACACAGGGAUGCUCUUGCUCUACAACCACGCUCUCAGCUCCCAAUUUCAAAUGCUGAACCUCCCACUUCAGACAGGAAGUCCUUCAGUUCAGGCAUCCUGGGAGAAAAGAAGUGCAGCAGCCCCUCUGUUCUCAAGAAGUUUGGAGCCAUGCUGCAGGAAAACGAGGGCAAAGUGCUUACUGAAUCAGGGGUGGUGACCCAUCAGGGACCAGCCCCAGAACCCAAGUGCCCCACCCCUGCCUGUCAGCGCAGAGCUGCAGGGUCCACUACAGGUGCCAGCAAGGUGCCCGUGCACAUGCCUAUCCAAAAACGCCAAGUAGAUUCCAACUUGCUGACAGCAGAGAUAGAGCCUAGCCAAGAAUGGGGAUUAGUAUCAGACUCUGUUAGACAGAAUCACAAGGAUCAGAGAGGAGGCUACAGCAGUUGUAAAGGGCCGCAUUCCAGUCCCCGGCAGUCCCAGAGAUCACAGGUGGCAGGGAGCCCAAACGUUAGACCCAGGGCGAAUAGUGUGACAGACAGAUUUGGAGGAAGGAAGCCUGGUCACCAACAUGCGGAGCCCAAAAUGGACUACAGGGUCUCAAGUGCAUCAUCUGGAGCUCAGAGGAUCCAGAGGGGUGGGUUAGUGGGACAGGAGAUGCCAGACUGUAGCCAAGUGAGGGAUGAAGGACUCAUUGAGCUGCUGGACAUGCUGGAUAUCCAACAUGAAUACAGCUCAAGUCCCAAAACAGGACACACUGACUACAGACAGGAGCCACAGCAGGUAAACCCAGCUGAGUUGUCCCCAGUAAAACCUAAGAGGAGCUUUUCUCGUCCCGCACGGCCAGCCAAUCAGAGACCUCCGUCCAGAUGGGCCAGCCACACCUCCACUGCCAGGAUUGCCACCACGUCGUUCCCAAUGUACCAGCCCCCUAGCCUCAUUACUCAUCCCCCAAGUCCCAUGACCAGAAACCCAAGUCCUGCCCUGAAGCACCGGCCUCUUUUUUCCUAUUCUCUUCAGACUGAGACUGUCAUUAUGUGAUACGUUCCCAUUUGAAUAAUGCUCAAUUCUUCCCUAGGGAAAAGUCCUCCUCUGGUUCCCACAUAAUGUCAUCUCUCUCUGUGUAAAUAGUAAAAACUUUUAUGUUUAAUAUGUUUUAAUGUUUAAUGCUUUAAAAUGCUUAAUUUUAUCUUGAUGCCGUGCGCAAGGUAAAACACAUCCACAACAUUCUCCAGUGUUGCUUUGGCUUUUUGCUUCUCUUUGCCCAACCUUAACCAAAAUACCAACAUGUUGCUUUGUUGCAGCGCCCCCCCUUUGUCCAUUUCCUCUUUUUUUGUAUUGAAUUUUAAUGUGUUUUCUGUAUAAUGAGAUUUAGCAUGCAGCCCUAGUAUGAGGGUACAUUCACAGUUGCCAUCUCGAAUCAAAAUCAAACUGGCCACCAGUGGGAAGGGAUUAAGUUGCACUUGUGCUCCUAGCAGCAACCUGCUAGCUGUCAACAGCAGUGUGUUUUAAUGUAUCAUAUUUUCAAUGUAAUAUACAGUAUUUAAGAUGUUUAAAUAACAACUAUGACAAAUGACUGAUAUGCCUUUCGUGUAUUUUUUUCUUGGUAAUAAAUAUGA